GCAGCAGCAGCUGAUCAAGCGAACGGGUUGCGCUAUUUCUUCAGAGACCACCGAGCUCAAACAAACGGUCUCAGGAACGCCGAUGGCUCGUUUCUGGUUUCGACGCCUACGACGUGCCGACGACGGCGGGCCCAUCUACACGCUCGAGCUGAACAGCCCGUCUCCACCGGUAGAAGAACCUGCCAGUUUGGACGCGGUGCACUUUGGCAGGAAGGGCAGCAUCGAAGACCGCAGCGCUCUCAUCCUUGCGGUCGUGGUGGCGCUGCUGGCCGUAAUCACUAUCGGCUUCGCCCUGGCAGUAAUCUUUACGGAGCACACGUCAGUGGCCUCGCUCGAACCGUUGACUGACUUCGCGGCCUACAGGAGACAACCACUGAGCAGGGCAGAGCUUGCCAACCUUCGGACGGAGUACAAAUCAUCUCCCGGUACGAAUGGUGUAACGGCUGCGAGAGGCGCGAACAAUGCGAGCGGAAGCUCACGUGGUCAUCCACCUCCCCAGUCGCCGAGCACAAGGCAACAAUAA
This is a messenger RNA of Dermacentor silvarum, 523 nucleotides long. RefSeq lists its product as uncharacterized. Lineage: Eukaryota; Metazoa; Arthropoda; Arachnida; Ixodida; Ixodidae. Bases 83 to 523 code for a protein of 146 amino acids. The record is from RefSeq and is a predicted model, not a curated record. The transcript is spliced from 4 exons.